This is a messenger RNA of Aspergillus glaucus CBS 516.65, 1209 nucleotides long. RefSeq lists its product as uncharacterized. The coding region runs from base 1 to 1209 and encodes 402 amino acids. Lineage: Eukaryota; Fungi; Ascomycota; Eurotiomycetes; Eurotiales; Aspergillaceae. Gene Ontology annotation, biological process: mRNA processing; regulation of mRNA splicing, via spliceosome. Gene Ontology annotation, molecular function: RNA binding. Gene Ontology annotation, cellular component: spliceosomal complex. The record is from RefSeq and is a predicted model, not a curated record. The transcript is spliced from 8 exons.
AUGCAAGUCGCAGAGAUCCUCUCAGACAUAACCUCCCUACGAGUGUGUGACCACACCGACGCCCUCACCCUCGUCACCGUAAACGAGCGACUCCCUGCGCGCGCACCCUCACAAGAAACACAAUCCCAAACACAGUCGCAAUCGCAAGCACAAUCCCACCGCGACAGUAACGAAGACCUCCGACGCGCAAAGGAACUGGUGGAUUUACAUCACGAGCUCAAGACGAGACAUGCGAAUGGGACUGUGGAUGAGGAGUUGGCGAGGGCGAGGGAGAGUGUGAGAAAGGUUUUGAAGGAGCUAACAAAAAUGGCAAGCGUGGAUGUGAAGAUGCUCCGGCAGACCAAAUUCCCCCCGGAAUUCAGCCGGAAGGUGGAUAUGACCAAGGUGAAUAUCGAGGUUAUGAAGAAAUGGAUCGCCGGGAAGAUCUCUGAGAUUCUUGGGAACGAGGAUGAUGUGGUGAUUGAGCUUUGCUUUAAUCUUCUCGAGGGAUCCCGUUAUCCAGAUGUCAAAUCGCUGCAGAUUCAACUCACGGGGUUUCUGGAUAAAGAUACGGGCAAGUUCUGCAAGGAGCUGUGGUCGCUAUGUCUGAGUGCCCAGGAGAAUCCCCAAGGCGUUCCCAAGGAGCUUCUGGAGGCGAAGAAGCUUGAGCUUAUACAAGAGAAGAUCGAAGCCGAAAAAGCAGCCGAAGAGUCCCAACGCCAGAAAGAGCAAGAGCGCACACGUGAACGCGAACUACAAGAUCUUCGACAGAGGGAACGAUUUGAUCGCGGUCGAGGGAGGGGACGAGGCGGUGGUCGCGGAGGCAGGGACUUUGAUAGACGCCCGUUCAGAGACAACAGAUCACCACCCCGGCGACGCAGCCCAGGCCGUUUCCGUGAACCUCCGCCUAGGCGAGAGUUUGAUUCCUACGUUCCAUCUGGCCCCCGGAGAGGGCACCAUGAUCGCAAGAGACGCCGUUCUCUCCAAAGAUAUACCCCCGCCGCACGAAGACGGCGAAACUCGUCAUCUGUAUCCGUCCCCACUGAAAAGCGCCAGAGGUUGACUGAUGAAGACGAGGGACCACCACCACCACCACCCGCAGACCGAUCGAGCUCGGCUAACAAAGAGAUGAAGGAUGCCGAUGAGCCGAAAGGUACGCGCAUAUCCAGCACGGAACUUCGCGAGAAGCUCCUACGCGAGCGAAUACGAGCGAUGCGACGUCGUGAGUGA